Messenger RNA from Ilyonectria robusta, 1394 nucleotides. Its product is annotated as S-adenosyl-L-methionine-dependent methyltransferase. Gene Ontology annotation, cellular component: cytoplasm; nucleus. Gene Ontology annotation, biological process: tRNA wobble uridine modification. The coding region runs from base 350 to 1252 and encodes 300 amino acids. NCBI's taxonomy places the organism in Eukaryota, Fungi, Ascomycota, Sordariomycetes, Hypocreales, Nectriaceae. The transcript has a single exon. The record is from RefSeq and is a predicted model, not a curated record. Gene Ontology annotation, molecular function: tRNA binding; S-adenosylmethionine-dependent methyltransferase activity.
ACUCCACUCCCAACCACAAACGCACCCGGACCAGACAAGCAAGACACAGACUCACGCACACACAACUCCACCCCACUCUCUUCAACCACGAUGACACUCCAAAACCGUUGGAAAAAACUAAUCACCAUCUCCAUCUCCAUGCUCCGUACGGACUACAACCAAACGUGACAAAGGACGCUCAGACAUCGUCUGCUCGCUCGUUCAUCCCCCCGCUUAAUUCUCGCACGCCCCUCCAAAACGGGAAGUCGACGAGAACCGCCCGUAGAAGUCGACACCCUGACCUCGUUCCAACCCAAGCGUCUCCAGGUUUUGCCCCAUCACCAACCCCGAAACCACCUCUAGAGUCGCCAUGGCGAGUGGUUCGUCGGCGAUACCGGCUGGCCACGGGAACGGGCCAGCAGCAGCACCCGCCCAGCCUCAUCACCAACCGCAACAAGAAGGAGACAAGGGGAAGGGCCGUGUCGACGAGGGCGCCGAAACCGCCGGCGCUGAGACAUCGGCUUCCGCUUCCACACCCGCUUCCGCAUCCGCUUCCGCGACGGCCCAGGCCGAGACAUACGAGGCCACGCACGUGCACGCCGUCUACGAGGCCAUCGCGCCGCACUUCUCGUCUACUCGCCACAAGCCGUGGCCGCUCGUCGCCCAGUUCCUGCUCGGUCAGCGCCCCGGCAGCAUCGGGCUCGACGUCGGCUGCGGCAACGGGAAGUACCUGCGCGUCAACCCGGCCAUCCACAUCCUGGGCUCCGACCGCAGUGCCGCCCUCGUCCGCCUCGCCUGGGAGGGGCAGCGUGCCGAGAGACCGGCCCAGGACGACGUUGCGGUACCUGGGAUCGGACAGGUAGACGUUGCUGUCGCCGAUGGCCUCGCGCUGCCGCAUCGCCACUCCGCCGUCGACUUUGUCAUUAGCAUUGCCGUCAUCCACCAUCUCUCUACACCUGCCCGCCGGCGCGAGGCUAUCGCCGCGCUGCUCGAGUGCGUGCGACCCCGCGAAGGCCGCGUCCUGGUGUACGUGUGGGCGCUGGAGCAGGCGUCGAGCCGCCGCGGCUGGGACGAGGGCAGCGACCAAGACACGCUGGUGCCGUGGGUGAUGCGCAAGCCCAAGGGCCAGGGCCCAGAGGAGACGUUCCAGCGCUACUAUCACCUGUACCGCAAGGGCGAGCUGGAGGAGGAUGCCGUCGCGGCUGGCGGCGUGGUUGAGGACAGCGGCUAUGAGAGGGAUAACUGGUGGGUGAUAUGUAGUCGGCCAUCGUGAGAUACCACAUGGCCUGCUAGACUACAAGAUGGAAAUCAAAAACCCUUUAGAGCGGGGGUCAUAAAAACCAAGUAAAACUUACUGAAACAAAAUCACCAUGUGACAUUAAAUGGGUGUCAGAGCACCCUCAAACAAUGUAAUG